CUCUAGAAGAAACCCAAGCAAUUUCUUGGUUGAUAAGCCAAACAAAGCCCUAUUAAUUCAAAGCACAAAAAUCUGAUCGGACUUCAAGGAAGAGUUUUUGAGAGCAAUGAUUCCGGCUUAUAGAUAGACUUUUUCCUAUUUUUUUCUUUUGAUAUUUCUUGCAAAGAUCCAACUGCCUCUAGUCAGUUUGUAUCUUUUGGGCUGCCCCUUUUGGUCGCUCAAUUCUGUUGGGAUUUUUCUUCUGAUGCCAUGGAGUCUACUAUGGUGAUUAAGGUUAGGUAUGGAGAUAUGCUGAGACGCUUCAGUGUAAAAGUAGAUGAAAACAAUAGAUUGGAUCUUGACAUCAACGGUUUGAGAUCAAAAGUAGUUGAUCUCUUCAGCUUCUCUUCUGAUACUGAUUUUAUAUUGACUUACGUUGAUGACGAUGGUGAUGUUGUCACCCUCGUUAAUGGUGAUGAUCUGGAUGAAAUGAUGAGCCAACACUUGAGUUUCUUGAAAAUUAAUGUGCAUUUGAGAAAUAAGGAAAAAGGCCAAUCUCAUAAUAAAUCAGAUGGAAGUUCUACCCGAAUGACACCCGAAAGUUCAUUUCAAAAUGUUUUUCCUGGUAUCUCCGAGGUUUUGAAAUCUAUGCCAGAGCCCUUGCCAGAAUUUUGUUCACAGCUCCUCCUUGACAUUGCUUCAAAAGCUGUUGCUAGUCCCGUGCUUUCUGAGCUUGCUCAAAGCUUUAUUCGGUUGGGAAACCAAAACUCACACUCAAGUUCUCGGACCUCAUCUGUUCCAGAGGUGAGCACACAGAAUGUGGCCACUGAGUGUCCAACACCACCCCUAGGCGCAGAUUCAAGAGCUUCAAAGAAUGAUGACUUUCACCAAGAAACUGGGUCAAAAUUUCAAUGCAGUGGUUUUUCUACUAAAAAUAGGAAGAUAAUUAACAGUGAGAAUGUGACAAAGAACACUGGUGAGCCUAUUGCUUCUGGACUUUCCAUUGGGAAACCAGCUAUUGCUGCUCGUUCCAGCAGCUCUUUUGAUGGAAAGGAAAAGGAAAAACGCAGUGAUGCAUUUCUUAAGCUUGGUAACUCACAUUGUUCACCUGCAACUUCUGUUGAUCGUAGGUUUAUUAAUGAGUGCCCUUUCAGUGGAAUACCUUGGGCUCCUCAACCAUAUUCGAGAACUGCAGGUAUAGAGCCAGUAAGUAGCAGCAGUGGUAACACUGAAUCUGCAGGAAGUAUGUUCCAUAAAGGUCCAAUAGUUAACAGCAGUGACUAUGUUGGAUCUGUGGGAAAUAUGUUCCAUAAAGGUGUUAUUUGUGAUGGCUGUGGAGCCCGUCCAAUUACUGGUCCGCGUUUCAAGUCCCGAGUGAAAGAUAAUUAUGAUCUCUGUAGCAUCUGCUUUGCUAAAAUGGGUAACGAGGCUGACUACAUUAGGAUCGAUCGACCUGUCUCUUGCCGCUAUCCAAGAAUGAAAGCAUUCAACCAUAGAGUAUGCAAUUUUGAUGAUACAGCUUCUAAUGCAUCCUUUGUUUGUCAUAACAAUUUGAUUUUGGUUUCAACGUCCUUUCUCUCAUUGCAGUUUCCAUUGUCUGGCCCUCGAAUAAUCGAUCCUUUGAGAAGUUCUGUAAAGCAGACCAAGCUUGAUAGUCACUUUGUAGCUGAUGUUAAUGUAUUUGAUGGCACUGUGAUGACUCCACGUACCCCAUUUACCAAGAUAUGGCGACUGCUUAAUAGUGGGACUUCGAAUUGGCCCCAUGGUUCACAGCUAGUGUGGACUGGAGGACACAAGUUCAGCCAUUCAUUAUCUGUUGAAAUCGAGGUUCCUGAGGACGGACUUCCUCCGGGUCAGGAAAUUGAAAUUGCAGUUGACUUUACUACCCCUCCAUUUUGUGGUCAAUACACCUCGUACUGGAGUAUGGCAUCUCCAUCUGGCCACAAAUUUGGGCAACGUGUUUGGGUUCUUAUUCAGGUUGAUGAAGUACUUGGGAUACCAGAUUCCAAUUAUUCCCAAGCUUUGGACUUAAAUUUACCCCCCAUACCCAUAAAUCCUUCCCAAGAGGGUGUAGAAAAGAAUUCAAAGACUCCUGCAGUUUCUGAUGGUGUACUUUUCCCCCGUGAUUCCAUCCCCAUCUUCGAACAAGUAAAACCUGAUCAUAGUCUGUCUCACCCGGAUCUACAAUUCCUCGUAGAUGAGGGUAUUCUAGUUGUUGAAGGCCCUGCUGCUACUUCUUCUAAGGAUGAUAAUUUGGGUUCGUCCUGCUCUGCUGUCGACUGUCAUGGAGUUCUACCAAGUUCAACCAAUGUUCCCUCUAAGUCAUGCCCUUUUAUUGAUUUUCCUGCACCAACUCCUCCUGCAAACCCAUUUCCAACACCAUCCCCCAAGCUUUCUCCCGCAUCAUCCGAACAUGUCAUUGCCAAUAAUGCCAAUAAUGGCAAUAACGGCAAUAACGGCAAUAACUUGGUUGAAGAAACUCUUCUUAAAACACUCGAGGAUAUGGGAUUCAAACAGGUUGAUCUAAACAAGGAAGUACUAAAGAGGAACGAGUAUGAUCUAGGAAAGUCAGUGGAUGAACUCUGCGGAGUUGCUGAAUGGGAUCCGAUCCUUGAUGAGUUGGAGGAAAUGGGAUUCAACGACAAGGAAAUGAACAAAAGACUUCUGAUGAAGAACAAUGGCAGCAUGAAGCAAGUAGUGAUGGAACUUCUUUAUGGGGAGAAGGCUUAGUUGAAGAAAGGGCCCUCAAAAGUCAAAACUAUGGAUUAGAAUGUGAAUAUAUAUUGCAAACUAAAUAAAUCUAUGGAUAUGACACUGUUGUGUUGGCUCUGUUAACUAGGGAUGAGUUUCAUGUUUUGUUGGAGUGGUCUUUUGAGUCAUUUCUAGUUUCUGUUUAAUCUGUCUUUUCUCUUUGCAAAGGUACAUACAUUCCUCUUCUAACUUUUGUUCUAUUCAGUUAAUAUAUAUUGAAAACCUUUCUGUUUAACUAUAAA
Cucumis sativus (cucumber) is the source of this 2972-nucleotide messenger RNA. Its product is annotated as protein NBR1 homolog. The coding region runs from base 250 to 2709 and encodes 819 amino acids. The record is from RefSeq and is a predicted model, not a curated record. Lineage: Eukaryota; Viridiplantae; Streptophyta; Magnoliopsida; Cucurbitales; Cucurbitaceae. The transcript is spliced from 7 exons. Gene Ontology annotation, molecular function: zinc ion binding; protein binding.